AUGGCAGCAAAAAUGAGAUUACCUCCCUUGCCGUCAGUCGCCGACGUAUUAAAAUUAUAUCACCUGAGAGCGCGCAAAGAACUGGCCCAGAAUUUUCUGCUAAGCGAGAAGAUAAUAAACCGAGUUGUGAACCAAGUUGGAAAAAUAGAGGGCUCGCAUGUGUUGGAAGUCGGUCCAGGACCUGGUGGACUGACUAGGUCUAUUAUAAAGAAGCGACCAAGCAGGCUGGUGGUCAUCGAGAAGGACUCGAGGUUCAAGCCAACAUUGGACUUGCUUUCAGAAACAUUGGGGGUGAUUGGAGGCAAGAUGGAGAUUUUUUACGACGACAUAAUGCGGACUAACAUGAAGAAAGUGUUCCCUCAAGAAUUACAUCGAAACUGGGACGACCCUCGGAACCCGAGGGCUUUUAUCAUCGGGAACCUGCCCUUCAAUGUCUCUACUCCUUUGAUCAUCCGCUGGCUAAAAAUGAUUUCGCAGAGAACUGGACCCUGGGCUUUGGGCAGGGUCAAGAUGUGCCUGACUUUUCAGAAAGAAGUCGCUGAAAGGCUGGUCGCAGAACCGCAUUUUGAUCAGCGCUGCAGGCUGUCUGUGAUGGCUCAAGCUUGGACCACUCCUAAGCUCUGCUUCACUAUUCCUGGGUCCGCUUUUGUUCCCGCGCCGGAUGUUGAUGUCGGGGUUGUAUUGUUCGAGCCGUUGGUCAACCCUCAGACUGAUUACGAUUUUGAUUUCUUUGAGAGAAUUACCAGGCAUAUGUUUUCGUUCAGACAAAAAUAUUCGGACGUAGAUCCUACAACGCGGCCUUAUCAGCUCACAGUAGCAGAAAUCCACCGACUUUGCUCAGCUUACAAGUAUAUUGUCGAAAAACAUCCGGAUAUUAAGGAUUAUAAUUACCGAGAUAGUAAAAAAAUCGUAGCGUCCGCGAUGACCAAGAGUAUUUACAUACGUGAACUGAAGGAGGGGGAAGAAAUUCCUCCUGAUAAUUUUGUACCACCUAGAAAUUCCAGUUUACGUACAAUCGAGCAAGGAUAA
Messenger RNA from Cotesia congregata, 1029 nucleotides. The record is from the annotation of a GenBank genome assembly. NCBI's taxonomy places the organism in Eukaryota, Metazoa, Arthropoda, Insecta, Hymenoptera, Braconidae.